Messenger RNA from Truncatella angustata, 1147 nucleotides. Its product is annotated as putative aldehyde reductase 2. The coding region runs from base 110 to 1147 and encodes 345 amino acids. Gene Ontology annotation, molecular function: oxidoreductase activity, acting on the CH-OH group of donors, NAD or NADP as acceptor. Lineage: Eukaryota; Fungi; Ascomycota; Sordariomycetes; Amphisphaeriales; Sporocadaceae. The transcript is spliced from 2 exons. The record is from RefSeq and is a predicted model, not a curated record.
CCCCAAACCAGUUCCGUCCACCAAAAUCAUCAAGCAUUUUGCUCUGAUUCUAUCCAUUUAUACACAUUAUCUAUCUUCAUAUCAGCUGCAUAAAUCUUAUUGCAACAUCAUGUCCUCUUUAGCCACAGCCAUUCCCGCCGGUUCUUGGGUUCUUGUGACCGGUGCCAGCGGAUUCCUCGCCUCCCACGUCACCAGCCAAUUCCUAAAGCGUGGCUUCCGAGUUCGGGGUACCGUUCGGGACGUCAGUAAAUCUUCAUGGCUUGUUGAAGGUCCUUUCAAAUCCUACGCAAAAGACGGUGUCUUCGAGCUUGUGGCCGUACCUAAUCUCGGAGCUGACGGCGCCUACGAUGAAGCCAUCAAGGGUGUUGCGGCUAUUUUGCAUGUCGCCUAUGUCACCAAGAUCGUCCCUGACCCGAACGAGGUAAUUACCCCAACAAUAAACGGCAUCCGGUCUAUCAUGGACGCAGCAAUGCGAGAGCCCUCCGUCAAAAGGGUCGUGUUUACUAGCAGCGCCUUGACCGCUUCAGCGCUCACCCAGGGCAUCGACAACGGCACGGUAGGGCGAAACUCAUGGAACGAUGCCGUCCUCGAGGCUGCCUGGGCCCCGCCUCCUUAUGGUGUGUCGCAUGCCAUGGCUAAUUAUCCCGCCAGCAAGGUUGCUGCUGAAAAAGAAGUGUGGAGGCUCGUCGAGGAGAACGAGCUUCCUUUCACGGUCAACGUCGUGUCUCCCGCGGGAAUUAUCGGGGAACCCCUUAAUAAGACCCACAUAGAGGGACAAGCAAACUGGGUUGUUCACGCCUUUAGAGGUAACAGGAAGUCCAUGGACCCAAUGCUAGCUUCUUUUUACGGUGAUGUGAAAGACCUGGCAUUGAUCCACGUCGCAGCCGUUCUAGAUCCCGAGGUCAAAAAUGCACGCCUACAGAGUUGGGGACAUAGCACUCACUGGAACGAUAUUUUGGCUGUUCUGCGCAAACUCCGUCCGCAGAAAAAUUUCAUAGAAGACUACCCUGAUCCUCAGCAUCUCAAAAUAUCGGUCGACCAGUCGGACUCUAUUGCGCUCCUGAAGAAGUGGUCCGACAAGGAUGGAUGGACGUCUUUGGAGGACAGCGUCUUUGAAAACAUCACUACCCCGUACUUGGAUGAUUGA